CAAAUUAAAUGACAACUCUAUCAUAAAAAGAACCGGUUGCUUAUUUUCCUCUAAUUGAAGAAAGUACUUGCAUAUAUAUACAUCUACCUUAAGUGCAUAAACUUUAAAGCAUAGAAAGAUAGAGUACUUACAAAUUAACCAUGAAAAUCUUCAUUCUGGCUUUGGUAUUCUCGUUUAUUACCUGUAUAAAUUGUAUUAGCCGAAUAACCGAUAGCCAUUUGAAUAAUGGAGCUUCAUUCAUCUUUGGGGACUCAUUAGUAGACGCCGGAAACAAUAACUACCUGCGAACUCUGGCCAGAGGCAACAUCCGCCCAUAUAGCAUUGAUUUCAAACCAUCAGGAGGAAAUCCUACUGGCCGCUACACUAAUGGGAAAACCAUUGCAGACAUUACUGGAGAGUUGAUGGGACAGAAACAUUAUGCUGUACCAUUUCUUGCACCAAACACCACAGGAAAAGCUCUCAUACAUGGAGUUAAUUUUGCUUCAGGAGGUGGUGGGAUUUUGAGAGACACUGGAAGAGUCUUUAUUAACAGGCUUUCAAUGGAUGUCCAAAUAGAUUGUUUCAAUAUUACCAGACAACGAAUUGCCUCAUUGUUGGGUCCAGAAAGGGCGAGAAACUACAUUAUGACAAAAUCUAUCUUCUCAGUCACACUUGGCUCAAAUGAUUUUCUCAACAAUUACCUGCUUCCAAUCUUCUCCGUUGGUGUGAGAAGAGCGCUGACACCAGAGGCUUUCAUUGAGGAUCUUAUCACCCAUAUGAGAGGACAGCUCACGAGGCUCUAUAAUCUAGAUGCUAGGAAAUUCAUAGUGGCAAAUGUGGGACCAAUCGGUUGUAUUCCAUACGAGAAAGCAAUGAAUCGGGUGACAGAUAGUGAGUGUGCCGAAUUACCAAACAAUAUGGCACUUCAAUAUGGUGCCAGGUUGAAGGACCUGCUGCAGGAACUAAAACAAAACCUACCCGAAGCCACGUUUGUUUAUGCAAAUGUGUAUGAUCUAGUGCUGGGACUCAUCAGAAACUAUGAACAAUAUGGUUUCACAUCAGUCGACACACCAUGCUGUGGCGGAGGCCAAUAUUCUGGGCUGAGUCCAUGUGGUCCAACAUCUAUCUUGUGUGCAGACCACACAAAACAUUUCUUCUGGGAUGCUUACCAUCCAAGUGAAGCGGCAAAUAAGAUCAUUUCUAAGCAACUUCUUCAUGGUGACCCGAAAUAUGUAACACCCAUGACUCUUCAGGCACUAAGAGAUCUCUAAUUGACUCGAUUCCCAUAUUACUACAAACAUGUAUUUAAAAUGACUGUAACUAAGUUUCAAUGGAUAGAAAACUAGAUGGGAUGCCAACCUGAAAAUUAAAGUGCAAAUCUAAACAGGUGAAGAAAUUACUGGGAUAAU
This is a messenger RNA of Impatiens glandulifera, 1388 nucleotides long. RefSeq names its product GDSL esterase/lipase At2g23540-like. The record is from RefSeq and is a predicted model, not a curated record. Bases 141 to 1250 code for a protein of 369 amino acids. Gene Ontology annotation, molecular function: hydrolase activity, acting on ester bonds. NCBI's taxonomy places the organism in Eukaryota, Viridiplantae, Streptophyta, Magnoliopsida, Ericales, Balsaminaceae. The transcript has 5 exons.